AAUUCCAAUUUCCAACGAAAAAUGAAAAUGAAUAUCUGCUCGUCAGUGACCAAUUUUUCUUGAUUUCGAAGUGUAAAACAGCUGUUUUUUAAAUACGAUAAAGUCAGUUAUAUAGUGAAAGUGCUUCUUGACGUGUACCAGUGAUCAGUGAUUUUUAUAAACCAGUGUUAAAAUGUUUUAAAUUUACGCACAAAAUGAACAUGACUGUAGAUAUUUCAUUAAUAUUACGAUGAAGGGUGGACUGUGUAUUAUUUACACGUCUUUGCUGACAGUAUCUGUUGUCUCAAGUUGCGCCCUAUUUAUUCUGGCUGUAUCAGAAGCCCUUCAAGUGGACGAUGUUCACGAGGAUGUGGAUCUCUCCGGACUCCACAAUGUGUCUCAGAAUCCAGCUAACCGUGACAGCAAGCUGCCGCAGUUGCCACCAAUUGAACCAGAAGUUAUCGUCGCACCACCUGAAGAGAAGACGGAAGAACCCGACAUUAUGAUAUUUCCAGAGGUGCUGUCGGUCAACUCAGUGACUACAGAUGGAUUACCUGAUACGGGGCAGCCUCCAAUACUCAUCUCUCUGACAGAGAAUGCUAAAUUAGACUUGAAGACUCCUGACGAAUUAUUGUUCGUCAAUGACUCGGAUCAACACAACGACACCAAAAGUUUUACUAUAAUCGAUAGUGGCGCUCAAGACGAGCAAGUCGACGAGAAAGAAAGAGAAAGCACAGAACCUCGACUAAUUGUCAAGGCUAAGCCUAUGCACGAAGACAGACAAGUGGAAGACAUUUUCCACAGCACCUCUGCACCGGAUGUAGACGAAACAAGUGAAUCUCAAAUUGAAAAAGUAGAAGACAACAUUCCAGUAAAACCUGAAACCCCCCAGGAGGACAUUCCCUCGUUCUCCGAGUGGGCCCAGAAGCAAUUGGCAGAGGCAGAAAAGAAGGACACAGUGCUCAACCACUCGAGUCAACCUAGUCAUAGUAACACUAACUUUAGUAGCAAAAGCACUAAAGUGCGAUCCAAGAACUACGCUUCACUCGCGUGCGGGGCUAAAGUCGUCGCCGUCAACCCGGAAGCCGGUUCGCCCAGCUCGAUUCUGUCGCCCAAUAGAGACGAGUACAUGCUCAACACUUGCAACAGCCGAAUAUGGUUCGUGGUGGAGUUGUGCGAGGCCGUGCAGGCGCAGAAAAUUGAAAUCGCCAAUUUUGAGCUUUUUUCUUCUACUCCUAAGGAUAUCGCUGUAUAUUUUAGCGAUCGAUUUCCAACCAGGGAAUGGGCGAGUGUAGGUCAGUUUCAGGCGCAGGACAUGAGAGACGUUCAGAGUUUCGAUUUGUAUCCGCAUUUAUUUGGAAAAUUUAUUAAAGUUGAGAUGUUAUCGCAUCACGGUUCGGAGCAUUACUGCCCUAUAUCACUUUUCAAAGUUUACGGGACCUCGGAGUUUGAGGUUCUAGAGAAAGAGAGCUCCCAGCAUUCUGCGCACAUCGACGACGAGGACGAUGAAAUUAUUGACGUUCCCGACGUCCCCGCCACUGAAACAGAACCGACAAAGAACCUUUUCGGUUCCGCUCGAGAUGCGGUCAUGUCGAUUAUGAAAAAAGCUGCUCAAGCACUAGUAAAAACCGAAGUUCCUAAGAAUAUGUCUAAUGAACAAAACGACACAUCCACUGAUGAAAUGUACAAAAAAUGUUGCUCGCCCAGCCAUAUUAUAGUUUGUGAUAAUUGUAGUGAAACGCUUUAUAAUGAUGUUUUUGAACUACUUAGCUGUAGCUCCGACAGGUUAACUAGUUUAGUGCGCCAAGUUUUCUUAAGAGACACUCUAAAGUGCACGGGUAUUUGUCAGCCGUAUGGACUGGACUUUAAAAGUACAAAGACUAUAGAAUUUGGUGAAGAACGUGUUUCAUACGUAAAUGCUCUUUUUCCGCGAAAGUACAUCGCCGCUUUGUGCAAUAUUCUCGCUAUCAAAGAAAAGAAGGUCGUCCUGAAUACUAGCUUCGAAACAGAAUUAAACGUUACCUCUAAUAUAACAGUAGACGACUCGCCGAUCACAAACACUGACCCUUCGCUCUACCAAGAAGUAAAUUUAGUACCAGUGCAGAAUGAAAGCACCGAAGAUGACUCCAACGAUACCGUCGAUGUUAAUGUAAACGCUGUUGUACCUGAGACAAAUAUAGAGAAAGCUGACACAGAUUUACCAAAAGAAGAUGCUACAGAUGUAGAAAAAGUGGAAAUCAUAACUUCAGAAGAAGAUACACCAGCUCCGGAGCCACAAGAAGAUAUUGUUCCUAACGAAAAAGUAACGGAAUCACCUAUUGAUAAUGAGUCUAAGGAAACUACAAAAGCAGAGGGCAAAAAUGGUAAUAUCGCCAUAGAGAAACCAAAAGAAAUAAAUAAUAAUGGGAAUGAAGACGACCAGGCUAUAAUAAUAGAUAAUGAAAGUUUUAUAAAUGAUUUUGACCAAAUAGCUGUAGAUCCCACGCCGGCCGGCAGUCCGCAGCAACAGAACCAAAAUCAAGCUCAAAGCACAUUGCAGAAGGAGUCCGUAUUUUUGCGACUAUCCAAUAGAGUUAAGGCAUUAGAACGGAACAUGUCGCUGUCGGGUCAGUACCUCGAGGAGCUCAGUCGGCGGUACAAGAAGCAGGUGGAGGAAAUGCAGAAGUCCUUCGAGAAGACGAUCCUGCACCUGACCGACGAGCGCCGCAAGAGCAGCGAGCGGGAACAGAAGUACCUGGAGCAGGUCAAUGCGCUGCAGCAGCAGCUGGCACAGGUCACCGCGGCGCUGAAGAUACUCAUGGACGAGAGGGACAGCUGGUUCGGGACCAUGACGUUCUUCAAAUUCGUGCUGUGCCAGACGCUCGUCGUGACGGCCAUAUUCUACUAUAUGGCGAUGAAACGUAGGCCGCAGACGAUAAUCGCACCGAUACCAAAGAAAAUUAAGAAAAAGCAGGACAAGUUCAGGCGGAAGUCCGUGGAGGGAGUCAGCGGCCACGCGACCCCGUCCGCCAAGAAGCGCCGACCGAGCGAGGAGGCGUUCGCCAUCGCGCGGGAGUCGGCCAAGGACGCGCAGGACGACGACGAGGGCGAGUGGCAGGUCGCCACCAAGAGUAGAAGGAGAAAAACGUCCAUUUUGCACAGAAACGGCGAGGUGGAGUUGAGAAGGGGCCCCGACACCAUCCGGCCGCUGCAGGAGAAUCCGCUGCUGGACGACGCGGAGUUCUACGCGCCCGUGCCCGAGCCCACCGAGUUCGACGACAAACCCGAAGCCAAGGAGGAGUUACCAAAAACGAACGGAUCGUUUUUCAAUAAUUUGAAGGCUAAGACGAUGAAGACGAGGCGGCUGUCCUCGCCCGCGUUUUUAAGGACGUUGAACAGACAGAGUUUUAGAAGCACGCCCAGUCCUGUUGUAAGGACUCUGGAACCUAUCUAUAACGGGAAGGCGGCGAAGAAGGCCGCGUCGGAGUCGCCCACGGGCAGCCUGUGGUCCGAGUCUACGGAUAUCUCGUCCACGCGGGACGCCGAAAGCGGCGGCAAGAAGAAGAAAAGUCUGAAAAAUAUAUUUAAAAAGGUGUUUUAAGACUAUGUGCUUAGUGUUACUCGCUUAACUUGUUAGUGUACUACUAUAAAUUAUGAGUAAUGAAUUUAUUUUUAAUCGUUUAAAUUAUUGUAUAAACUGUAAACUGUUUGUAUCGUUGUUUUAAACCUUUUUUUAGGUGCCAAUGUGAUAAAUUAGGGAGCCUAAUUGUUUGCUUGCUUCGAUUUGAGCGAUGUUAUGUUGGACAAUAACGUGUAUUUGCGUGGCAGUACUAGUCGUGAGUGUUUGGGAUGGCAUUAAAUGCAAACAAUAUUUA
Messenger RNA from Aricia agestis (brown argus), 3833 nucleotides. Its product is annotated as SUN domain-containing ossification factor. Lineage: Eukaryota; Metazoa; Arthropoda; Insecta; Lepidoptera; Lycaenidae. Bases 230 to 3559 code for a protein of 1109 amino acids. Gene Ontology annotation, cellular component: cytoplasm; membrane. The record is from RefSeq and is a predicted model, not a curated record. Gene Ontology annotation, biological process: protein folding in endoplasmic reticulum. The transcript is spliced from 4 exons.